AUGACAGGACCUGCUGAAGCCGAUGUACUUGGCCAAUAUACUUCUGACUUUCUCUGGGGAAAAGCAUCGGGUGCUGCAUUCAGACGGGAUGAUUGGCAAGCACGGCAGCCAACGGAGCACAAAGUUGUCGUACUUUUUGCCAGGUCCUUCAUCUGCGGACUCUCCAGCUAUUACCCCCGUGUCGACGAGUCUCGAACGACACAGCAACACUCUCAUCUCCUGCUCCGAACACGAUUUUCUUUCAGACUACUACUAGUCUACUACUACUACUACUACGACUAUGGCGCAUCUGCUUGA
Penicillium diatomitis is the source of this 297-nucleotide messenger RNA. RefSeq lists its product as uncharacterized. The coding region runs from base 1 to 297 and encodes 98 amino acids. The record is from RefSeq and is a predicted model, not a curated record. NCBI's taxonomy places the organism in Eukaryota, Fungi, Ascomycota, Eurotiomycetes, Eurotiales, Aspergillaceae. The transcript has a single exon.